CCCGCAGUGAGGGGGUGGAGCCAGGUCAUUGUCAUGGUGACUGUGAGACGUCAACAGUGGCUCCACUGAGCCAAAACUAAGGCACAUCAGAAAUGGAAGCAGCCCAUAAAGCAAAGAAGUCCAGAAAUGAGACGCCUACUUUGGAACUGGCCAGUGAGAUGCAGCUUCCAGAAAACACCAACUGCCUGACAUGCUCAGAGGACGGCAGGUACCUCUGCCUGGGUCACUCCAGGGGCUUGUCUGUGUGGUGUGCAUCGUCUCUGAUUCUUGUGGCAGAGUGGCUACAGGACAGGCUGGAAAUUACCUCUAUCCAGAUGACCAGCAUGGCUGAGACCACCUAUCUGCUUGGCACUGUUGACGAUAUGGGUGUUGCCAGAGUCUUUGGUCAUCGCUCUAACUCAAUUCAUCUCUUCUGUGUUAUUAACAUUAUGGAAGAUAUCAACAAAAGGAGCAUUUGUUUGUCAUUUGAACUCUUUGAAGGGGGAAAUUAUGGAGCUGCAUCAUUCAGCUGUGGCAGAGCGGUUUGGCUCGAGGUCUAUCAGUUCCCUUCAGCAGCAUGGCUGAAAGAGUUAGAGAUGGCACAGAACCAAAACUCCUCUGGAUGGUCUCCAGUUACAGUGAUGGUUAAAAUCAAUCCACCAAAAAUCCCAACAGGGAAAGUACUCGAUGGUCCACCUGAGGCCUCGCAGCCAGCAAACUAUCUGAUGCACUGUUUGGCUCUGGAUGUAAUCAGAAGCAGCAGUCAUCAAUGGGAGAUGCCAUCCUUCAAUACAGAUGAAGGAAAAGCAAAGGAAAUGAAUGAAAGCCCAAGACAUUGCACCCAGCACUUUCUUCUGCCCUGUGGUCCUGGUGACAGCAAAGCAAAUUUUCAGUCAGGAUUACUUGUCGCUGUCGCUGUGUGGUGGAGUGGCAGCCGUAAUCUUCUUCAGUAUUUCCUACAAAAACCACCAAAGAGCAAAACAAAUGUGGAACCCAUGCCAGAUGUGUUGUGGCCAAACGCAAAGGAAAUCCUCUGCUCAGCUGUUAGUAGAUGCACCCGUUACAUUGCUCUUGGGCUCAAUGAUGCUUUAGUGUGUGUCUGGGACAGGCGAUCUGGGGCUCCGCUGUCUGUGGUUUUAAUGCCAGAAGCAAACAGCGCCUUCUUCAGGAUAGAGUUUGUGGAUUACUACCCUGAGUCUGCUGAUGAUUUCCAGAUUUUAACUACAGAAAAAGUCCAUCUUUUUGUGCUAUGUAAAAGGGGAGCAGUUCAUACCGUCACAACAGGACGAGGGACCAAACCCAGAAUAAUGCAGCUCUCUGAAAGGCAAAGGGACAGCUGGGACCUCCCGACUAUUACUGCAUCAGUGCCGUUCCUGCAGGGAUUGUCACUUGUGAUGCAACGGAGUGGAAAAAUAUUCAUCCAAGAUGUCAUCAACAACACCACUGUGUGUUUCCUGACCCCUCCUACAACUCAUCUCAUUACAACUCCCCACAAUCCAAUUUAUGCGCUGAACUCCAAACAGCAGAGUCUGUUCAUACGAGGGGACCGGGAUACCAGCUGCAGUGCUUCCUCUGAAGAAAGGAGCCAAAGUCAGCUUUUCAUCUUCCAUUAUGGAGAGUCUGACAUCAUUAAGCAGUAUGCUGUUUCACAUCCUGAGUCCACACGACAGCAACAAACACUGAGCCAUGACACCUUAGAGGAAACCUGCAAUUUCUACUUUCAGAAAAGAGCGCAGUUUGUGCAUGAACGGAACAAAACUUUGACGCAGACAUGGGAGCAGCUGCUGGAAAAUGCAAAGACAGCAUAGAGCUGCAGCUGAAAAACUGCAGCAAAUGAUGAAUGGCACAAAGGUACUAAUGAGGUGGUCCCUACAUCUUUAUUACACAAUUCUCCCUGACACAAAGUGUAGAAUAGUAUAUAUAUUACUGCUGAAAUCAUCUUAAUAU
Archocentrus centrarchus (flier cichlid) is the source of this 1926-nucleotide messenger RNA. It is a transcript of the gene wdr93, whose product is annotated as WD repeat domain 93. Lineage: Eukaryota; Metazoa; Chordata; Actinopteri; Cichliformes; Cichlidae. Gene Ontology annotation, cellular component: respiratory chain complex I. Gene Ontology annotation, biological process: electron transport chain. Gene Ontology annotation, molecular function: protein binding. The record is from RefSeq and is a predicted model, not a curated record.